AGAUAUGUGCUGUAUCUAUAUUAAAUCUGAAUUUUGGUACUGUAUUAUGAGCCCCUGUUGUUCUUUGUCCACUGUCCAUUGCCGCUGCCCUAGCUUCAGACAGGUAUUCAAUGAGUUAUACUGCCAAAUCCAUUUUUUGAGUAUGCCUGAUCAUGAAUGUAAAGAAGUAUGCAAAGCAAUGGCAUUUGCUGUAAUCUACUAAAAGUGGAUUAGAGAACAAUAUCAAAGUAACCAGCUUUAGUAGUAGCUUCAGUUCAUGACUUCAUGGCUCCUUCACGAGAAAGAAGUACUCACUGCCAAGUAUACAAGCAUAAGUCCAUAAAACACUUAGAUUUGGCUCAAAUCACUGAUGCCGUAACCCAAAAUUCUUGUCCAAUAUGUCUUUGUAAAAUCAAGCCAAGCCAAGCUGCAUUGCUUCCAUUGUGCAAGCAUGCCUUCUGUGCUGACUGCAUCCACAAGUGGAGUGAUUACAAGCGUACUUGUCCACUUUGCAAAGCGGGAUUUGGCUCUUGGCUUUUCCUAAUUCAUCUCUCUACUCGAACCCUUGAGAAGGAGAAAUUUAAAAGCCCACUGGUUGAUAGACCUCGCCCAGUAGGUUUUCCAGCGCGGCGAAGAAGCCAUUUGGAAGAACCGAGGUUAAUUAGAAGAACAAGGGCAGAACUAACUACCCAAUACUCGAGAACGGGGGUAAUCCCGAGGAGGAGGUCAUUUGGCCAAUUGGAAGCUGCAAACCCCGGUGUCAUUAGGGAGAGAACACUGCAAUGGCGGGCCAGCAUAUAUGAAAGGAAAUUGCAGGCUGUUCCUUUCUCAUCCAAAAAUCGUCUUAUAGAGCAAAUGGAACACAACAAUAGUGCCAAAGCUAUGGUAAUGCAAAGAAUAGAACCUUGGAUAAAAAGGGAGUUGGAGGCUAUUCUUGAUGACCCCAAUCCAUCUGUUAUUUUCCAUGUUGUCACCUCACUUUUUGUCUCGGGAAAUGAAAGAAGGGACCACGCUACUUCUGACUUUCUUGCUCCUCUGCGGCCUUUCUUGCAUGAAAAAACAGAAAUGUUUUGGCAUGAGCUUAGAUGUUUUGCCGAGAGCCCUCUCGCCCUCGAGACAUAUGAUACUGUGGCGGAGUAUAGAUCAUUGAACCGAACUUAGAUGGAAUGAUAAUAGUCUAAUGGUGUAAUAGCCAAAAGAAUGCACUGAUUUCUUGAUCUUUCCUCAGAUCCCACAACAUGAAUAUGCAAGGGGUGAGCUUGGAACAAAAAUGUUUUUCUGUCUGCCCUGAUUCGUCUGCUGCUCAGUGCGUUUAUGAAAAGCAUUUUAUGUGGGCCAACUUCAAUGCAAAUAAUGAUGUAGUAUUAUAUGGAAGAUUGGACGGAUUUUGAUUAACUAUGCAUGCAUGUGAAGUGCUACUUUUAGUAAAAUCAUGACAGAUGAAUUCUCGUGUCUCAAAACAAGUUGGGAGGGUGAUAACUUAAGGAAGACGCGCCUCCUAGACUGCGAGGAUACCCCGAGUGAGGGUAAGUAAUGUGAAUUGUGAUGAUUAUUUUGCAAAUCUUGGUGAAGAGGUCAUAAAAGAACUUCAUUCUUGUUCUUACAUGAACUCCAUAUUUGGUUUUA
Messenger RNA from Ipomoea nil (Japanese morning glory), 1605 nucleotides. RefSeq names its product E3 ubiquitin-protein ligase Topors-like. Gene Ontology annotation, molecular function: ubiquitin protein ligase activity. Gene Ontology annotation, biological process: protein polyubiquitination; protein monoubiquitination. NCBI's taxonomy places the organism in Eukaryota, Viridiplantae, Streptophyta, Magnoliopsida, Solanales, Convolvulaceae. The transcript is spliced from 7 exons. The record is from RefSeq and is a predicted model, not a curated record. Bases 265 to 1140 code for a protein of 291 amino acids.